Rotaria sp. Silwood2 is the source of this 702-nucleotide messenger RNA. The record is from the annotation of a GenBank genome assembly. NCBI's taxonomy places the organism in Eukaryota, Metazoa, Rotifera, Eurotatoria, Philodinida, Philodinidae.
AUGCAUGAACUUAUAUUGCAUUCAUUUUCUUUUUGUCUCGAAUACGAUCAUGCAAUUGUGAUGAGCGUACAUUUAACUCUCGGUGAUCGCUGGCCAAUUGCUUCAUUAAGUCGAGAUCAAGGAUUAAGUGCCAGUGAAAUAGCUCACGUUAUUCAUUGUACGAGUCGUACUGUCUACAAUAUUUUACGAUUAUUUCUGGAUACCAACGAUGUAAUUGAACGAAAUGGACGAGACCGUCGUGACAUGCUGAAUACCGACGAAACCAUUGCAUUAAGACGAUUAUUCUAUCGAUAUCGCGACGAAACUUCAAUGAGUAUUACUACUCGAUUUUUUCACCGAGUUGGUUGUUCUAUUACCUCUUGGACUGUUCGAAAUUAUCGUUGGCAAUGGAGUUUUCAUCGAGUGCAUGCACGAAGCCAACCGCUGAUUAGUGAAAGACAUGCUCAACAGCAAUUACAUCUUUGUGGACAAUAUGCAAGAAAUAGUUGGCGUAAGGUGAUAUUUAGCGACAAAAAGCCAUUAGAACUUGAUGCUUCCGGCAUAGUUUACUGGAUUCCAAGCAAUCGCCCAAGACCCACACUUUUACAAAGUCAAGCUCAAUUUCGUGUUGUGAUAUUCGAUGCAGUAUGGUACAAUGAUCGAUCAAAAUUAGUUUUUGUUCACGGUCGAACUAAUACAUUCACAUAUGCCCGACAUCUAUAG